AUGGUGGAAACUCAAAGCGAUUUCGACUUUCAUCAGUUGCUCGUUCCCACGCCCACCAACGAUGGGCCUCCUCCGCGUCACUCCUCCUCCGCUUCUUCCGGUCCGAGUAGCGAUGCUGGUUCCUUCAUGAUUCCGGACAGUCUGUCUCGGAGCAACUCAGCCUAUUCGUUUUCAAGAGCCUCCUUCAGUAGCCAACUGGCCAGCCUGACCGGGAUUAACUUGCCCCAGGCCGAGUCUCUUGCUGCCACCGUCACAUCCCUUCCAACUGCCCGCAAAGCGGUUAAGACCCUCAUGAGUGCCGCGGAACAAAUACAAGCAUGGAACAAGAAAGCCUUAAGAGUGCUGGAGAGUCUCGACGCAGACGAUGAUGUUGAAUGGGCAGCCGCGGCAGGAAGAUUGGGGCUCGACGAGACCGAUAAGACCAUCCGAAGGUUCGAGACUCUGAUUAACGUUUACAUCUUAUCGAUUGAAAAGCUACAAUGUCGGCCAGAUAUCGGCACGGUCAAGGCCGAGGAGUUGCAGGCUGUUGUCGAACAGAUGGAAGUGACACUGGAAGGAUGGGACAAUGUUCGCAAAGAUUUGAAGAAGGUCCACCAGCAAGUGGAAUUGGCCAUGGAAUGGGAAGAGUUGUGGGCCAAAGUUCUGGGAGACGUUGGAGCAGAAAUGGAUAAUCUCAGUCAACUGGUGUUUGAAAUGGAAGAGAAAAGGCACGCAGCAUAUCAGGCGCCAACACCGGCCGGUCCCAGCCAAGCCAUCGAUUUGAACGAGCUGGAGAGCUUCAUCGACGAACCUUCGGAGAAGAGGACUGCUCCCAAUUCUCGCUUCAGUCUCCCUCCGUUUGAGUCGUCGCCUCUGGGGUCGCCGAUCAUUGAGAACCCUCAGGAUGACUCCAACCUCCUGGCUCUGUUUGCCCGCAUGCAACCACUUCGGGCGUCCCUGGAUUUCCUCCCCAUGAGGCUAUCGAUGUUCCAGUCGCGCGCCGAAAAGAUUUUCCCGAUAGCCUGCCAAGAGCUUGAUGAAAAACGAACCCGCUUGGAGAAAAACUGGACGGAACUCUCCAAGGAGGCGGAGAAUCUCCGACGUGAGCUCAGCGAGGAUCGAUGGGUGAUCGUGUUUCGCAACGCUGGCCGGCAGGCACAGAAAAUGUGUGAAUCAGUCGAACGAAGUAUCCUCAAGGUCCAAGAGGCCAUCACCGAAGACUAUCGAGUGACGAACCCGGCCGCUUUGGCGAAAAGGAUUGAAAGCUUUGAAGCGAAAAGGAUGCAUUAUGGCCCCGCCAUCAAUCGCGUUCUGGGUAUCAUUCAGAAAGGACUCAAGGAUCGUUUGACGGUGAACGGAGAAAUUCUUCGUCUCCACAAAGACCUGUCGUCUAGGAUGAGAGAUCUGACUGAUACGAUGGAAGACCUGGAGUCGCUCCUUGAGCCUUACAGCACGCAUCAGAAUUCCAAACUACGCGAGUCGAUAUCAAGUAUCGUCUCUGCGGAUCGUUCACUUACUAGCACUACCUUUGCUGGAACUCCAGGCAGCUCACCUCCUUCGUCGGUUGAUCUACCGCCUCACCGGAUGGACAAGUCCACACCCAAGUAUGGACUCAAGGGCUAUACCAAGCAACGGACACCCUCAUCGAGUCGGCCGCCACCUUUGACUUCAAGCAACAGACGAGGGUCAAUCAUCCCCCAGAGCCGACGCCCGACCACGCCCAUGUCGCAUGCUAGUGGGAGUGCGAUUAGACGUGGGGUGUCACCUUUGCCGGGGCCUCCGUCGGUGUAUCGGCAAGGAGUCUACUCUCCUCCAGUGGUGUCUGCACCACCUCGACCGAGUCCAACUCCGGUGCCGAGUAAACCAAGAUGGUCGGCCGUUGUGAAGUCGGCCGAUGUUCCCUUGGCACCGACGUAUCGUUCUUCGUCCGCCACAAAACCGCCGACUGCACGGAAGUAUACUCCACGCUCGAUAUCUUCAAGUACCGCAUUGCCAUUAAGGAGUCCUCUUAGUAGAGAGGCCACAUCAUCACCGUCGUCUAUGCUACCGACGCUGUCGAAGCGAGAAAGUCAACAGUUCCGAUCGUUUGCCGAGCGAGUUGCUGAUCCUUCACCGGCUAGAACAAGUCGCCUUAUGGACCCGGUGCCGUACCACCGAGGGCGGAAUUCCAGUGCUCCUGCAGUUGGCACCAUUAGAUCGCCCUCUUCUGUUGCCGUGCACAGCCACAAUAAGCCCACCAUGAGCGGGACUACGAUCCCGAGGCCACCGUCGUCACUAAACAGAAACCACGGGCCAUCGACAGGUCAACGACUACGUCCGGUCGGCCACCAGCCUCGGCUUGAGAGCAGGUUAGGACAGAGUGAAGCUGACUCGGAGGAACUGGACCGGAUGAGCGACCAUGAAGACGACGAGAUGACGGAACCAAACUCGAGUCCGUUGUCGAAGCGAACCAUCACCAGACCGAGCAGUGUUCUGGCGAUGGCGAAUGGAAAGGGGAAACGCAUGUCACUACUGCCCGUUCCAGUUGGGAGUGGUAGGCAAAGUUCUUUGGGGUCGAGGAUGUCGUGA
Messenger RNA from Capronia epimyces CBS 606.96, 2547 nucleotides. RefSeq lists its product as uncharacterized. The transcript has a single exon. The record is from RefSeq and is a predicted model, not a curated record. Gene Ontology annotation, cellular component: spindle pole body; cell cortex; mating projection tip. Bases 1 to 2547 code for a protein of 848 amino acids. Gene Ontology annotation, biological process: mitotic spindle orientation checkpoint signaling; nuclear migration along microtubule; establishment of spindle localization. Lineage: Eukaryota; Fungi; Ascomycota; Eurotiomycetes; Chaetothyriales; Herpotrichiellaceae.